AAUCAACGAGGGUGAAUAAACCUAAAUAUGGCAGUUUCAGAUGCAUUAUUAACUUUGACAGUGUUGCUGUUUAAUUGUCUGUGAGGUUUUUAGAGAUACUGCUGAACUGCUCUGAACGCUGUCGGCUGUAGUAAACAGUGUGUGUAUUUACACAAUGUCAGGUAUAGGGGGUAGUAAAUCAACUGAUCCGGACAAUUUCCAGCCUGCCAAUUGCUCUUCACAGUUCAUCUCAGCUGAGCAAGCUUCAAAUGUUACGUCUAAACCAUGCCCUCCAUAUCCAUCAUCUGUCCCCGUAGCUGGAUCAGGUGUUUGUUUCAUGCCUGCAGCAAAACCAUAUGAUCAUCAGAAUGAAAGUCCAUCAACUUUUAUUCAUUCAGAUGAACAACCUAUUGUUCAAGAAACUUCAAGUUAUGAAGGAACAGAAAAUUUUGUUUUUUCGGAUAAAACAAUACGUCAUGGAUUCGUCAGGAAGGUGUAUUCCAUACUAAUGUGCCAGCUUGUGGUCACAGCUAGUUUUAUUGCUACAUUUGUGUAUGUGGAAGAAAUCAAGGGAUUCGUCCAACAAAAUCCUGUAUUUUUCCCAGUGACAUUCAUCAUAAUGUUUGUAAUGCUGAUACUUAUGAGCUGCUGUACUGAACUAAGGCGUAGAACACCAGUGAACUACAUUUUACUGGCUCUAUUCACUGUUGCAGAGAGCUUACUGUUGGGAUGUGUAGCAAUGAAAUAUGACCCUGUUGCGGUUUUAAUGGCAGCCGGUGUCUGUGCUGCUGUUUGUCUUGGACUUACAAUGUUUGCUAUGCAGACAAAAUGGGACUUCACAGUACUGGGGGGGUCACUUUUUGCUGUACUGCUAGUUCUCAUAGUGUUUGGUAUCAUUGCAAUAAUUUUUCCAUCAAGAGUAAUGUUACUGUUAUAUUCAGCAUUUGGUGCAAUACUUUUUUCUGUGUAUCUUAUAUAUGACACACAACUUAUGCUAGGUGGGAAGCACAAGUAUAGUAUUUCACCUGAGGAAUAUAUUUUUGCAGCACUUAACUUGUAUGUUGAUGUAAUAAACAUCUUUCUUUAUGUUCUUGCAAUAAUAGGUCUUGGCAGAAAAUAAUAAAUCUAAAGUCUAAGAAUUAUUUGUGCAAAUAAUGCCCAGUUAUUGGUGCUGUAGGUUCUGUUUCAAUCAGCCGAUAACUGUGUGUGCUGGUUUAUAGUUUUAUUAAUGCCUGUGCUGACAUUAGGGUUGCAGAUCUCACAAGGAAGCAUGCAUGACCUUAUAUUUUAAAGAGAAAAAGCACACUUGCAAGAUAUCAGCCCAUCAAUCGAUCGCACAUGAUAUUUUGGACCGUAAUUCUGAUAUGACCUUCUGAAAAUACAGCUUUUAAACUUUCACGUGCACCAGUUGUCCGUCACUUCCUCCGCCCCACUGCAGCUGCACUGCCCACUGCCAUGACCAAGUGUGAAGUGGAAUAGAUUUCUGGGGCUGGUAUCUUGCAAAUGUACUGUUUUCUCCUUAAAAUGUGAAGUCAACUUGGUGCUGUUUCCUUGUCAGAGAUAAUAUGUAUGUGGUUUUGUGUGUGAAAAGAAAUUUUUGUAUGAAGUGAUAAAUGUAGCUGCCAACAGGGUAGUUAGCUGCAACAACCUUUAUAAGUAACUUGUAUCUUGCAAAAAAAGCAUUCAUAAAUAUGAACAGGCAGCUAAAAGGAGACAGCAGAGAAUAAAUGAUAUGAAACAAUUUUUUGUUUAUGUGUUGCAUAUUUUUUUCAUUUAGUAUUGUUUAUCUGGUGGGAAUUUGAUUUUUAGCAUGUAUUCUUGACAUUAUUAUUCAAGCAACUCUUCACUAGAUCCUGUUAAAAGAAUUUAUUUUCCUAACUGGGGAAUGUGGGAUAAACUGUAAUGUUGCUGUUUCUAACAAAUCAUAACAUAGAGUGGAAUCUGCUAAAUGCAAAAUGAGCAGUGUAGAUCUGUAUAUGUUCUCACUGUGUCUGUGUUUGAUGGCAACAGUGAUUAGGGUAGUGGUGGGGAUAGUGAUGGCAGUGAUGACAUAUUUCUGAAUGCUGUUGCUUUGAGAGAAAAGUGUUGACAUAUAUGAAAAUUUUUGGUGUAGAGGGUAAUUAGAACAACACUGUUCACUUAACCUCAUACAUGAAUCAUUUGUGUAAUUUUAUUAAUUAUUGACUAGAAUAUUGAAAUGAAUGAUCAGAAGAGGCAAAGGAAAUAGAUUCUCGACAUUAGAACAUGAGUACUGUUUCUGCAUAGGAUUGAAAGACGAAGUGGGAGAAGUAAAUCACUGCAGUUUCUCUUCUCAUAGUCUCCUCCAAUAUAGCUCUCUGAAUCUCAUUUUUGCACCACAACAAUAGUCAUUGCUUUUUGUACAAUCUAAGGAAGAUUUUAUUUUUAAUCAUUAAAAGCUCAGCUCUUUCUCUUUGUGUGGUGGUUGUGUUUCAAGUAAACAUUAGCCCUUUCUUUAAAAGUAUUGUUGAUUAUGGAGGUAUAACGUAAAAGCAUUUUUUGCUCAUUGAAUCAUGAGUAACUCUUCUUCACAAUGGAUUGAUCUCAGAAGGUAUUAAAUGUUUUUGAUUGUACAUUAGAGGAUUAUUACAUUUAACUUCAAAUGCUAUUGAAACCUUUUAACUUUAUGUGAUUCAAUGCUAAUAGUUAUUUAAUUUGGUUUCACUGUGAAUUUUGUGAUCAGGACGUACAAGAGUUUAAUUUAUUGAUUUGAUAAAGGACAUUUAAGAUAUUUAGGGUAAUUUUGACAGAAGAUUCAUUUCUUGCCACAAACUGAUAUUACAGUGGUGAGUUAGGUUCCCAAAGCAUCACAGCAGUUUGUUUUAUCUAUUAUCUUAAAUGAGAGCUGCCCUGAUACCUACUGAAAGUUGGUAGAUUGUGCUGGAUUUGUUUUUGUUAUAGGACUGAAGAUAAUUAUUUUUAGAUACUUUUAAUAAUGCAGUUGUGUGAUUUAUUAGAAGGCUGGAGAAAAAUGAUACUACAGAGUGCCUUAUAAUCCAAGUGGUAAUCAUUGUUGCAAAAUACAGCAUUACUCUGAUGUUUUUAUUUACAUUUACUGUUUAUCAGCAUUCUCUCUAUUUCUGAGUGUUUUUAUUUGAAAUUGCGAUCAUUUCUUAGUUGUUACUGUAAUUUCUUUAUUGUUUUAUUAUUUUGUAUCAGUUUACAACUGUACUGUGACUUUUACUUCAUCAUGUGAUAACUUUGUUAAUACACCGAACAUAGAAGUGUCAUAACUGUGUUGUGAUAUGUCUCUUUCAUUCCAUAACAAUAAAAAAAAUAUUGUAUUUGUAUCAUAAAGGUUAAUAUGAAUGGCUUAUAGAGAAGA
This is a messenger RNA of Schistocerca nitens (vagrant locust), 3322 nucleotides long. RefSeq names its product protein lifeguard 1-like. The coding region runs from base 155 to 1099 and encodes 314 amino acids. Lineage: Eukaryota; Metazoa; Arthropoda; Insecta; Orthoptera; Acrididae. The record is from RefSeq and is a predicted model, not a curated record. The transcript is spliced from 4 exons. Gene Ontology annotation, cellular component: membrane.